Molecule: messenger RNA, 693 nt
Organism: Nerophis ophidion (straightnose pipefish)
Lineage: Eukaryota; Metazoa; Chordata; Actinopteri; Syngnathiformes; Syngnathidae
Product: baculoviral IAP repeat-containing protein 5.2-like
Source: RefSeq, a predicted model, not a curated record
AUCGCUUUGCUUGUGUGUUGUUGUUUUUUUGCCAUUUUUACAACUUGUAUCCACAAAUGGAGCUUUUUAACGAAAGUGAUACAUUUAAGAUGUACUUUUGCGAGAAUAGGUUAAAAACUUUUGAAGGGUGGCCAUUUGACGAAGACUGCGCCUGCACACCGGAAAACAUGGCAAAGGCUGGCUUCAUUUACACGCCUGUCGACAACAGCCCAGAUGCUGCCACGUGUUUCUUCUGCCUCAAGGAGUUGGAGGGCUGGGAGCCGGACGAUGACCCACAGAAAGAGCACAAAUCGCAUUCACCCUCGUGUCACUUCUUGGCCCUGAAGAAGAAAGUAGAGGAGCUGCCUUUGAACGAGUUCUUGAAGCUCCACAAGGCGAGGCACAAGCGCCUCAUCAGCAAAAACUGUAACGAGGCCGUCGACAAGUUUGAGGUGGCUGCAAGAUUGGUGAAAUCGGAAAUUCUCAAGAUGGAAAUGGGCGAAUAAGACAUUGGGUGUGUAUGUAAAUAUGUACAGCAUUUGUUUUGUGUUAGCUAUACUUUGCCGUUUUUAUUCGUAAAUUGUGGACGGUAUUUUUUAUUUUACUUAUACAUUGUACCUUUCAGUUUAAGGUUUACUUAGUGCGGUCUCAGUGCAUGUUUUUUUUACCAUAUUUGAUUACCUAUAUAAGUUUUCAUGUAGGGACGGCGUGGCG